CGCUCCGCCCGCCGGGGCCGUCCCGAUCCCAAAUCCCAGAUCCCGAUCCCAAAUCCCAGAUCCCGAUCCCAAAUCCCAGAUCCCGAUCCCAAAUCCCAGACCCCGCUCCCCGCUCCGCCCGCCGGGGCCGUCCCGGGGCGGGGCCGGAGACAAAAGGGGAAAAGUUUGCGGGGCAGGGAAGAGAAGGAUCGGGAACUUUGGGAUCGCCGGGAGUCUUUGGGAUCGCCCGGGGGGUUUGGGAUCGCCCGGGGGGGUUUGGGAUCGCCGGGAAUCUUUGGGAUCGCCCGGGGGGGUUUGGGAUCGCCGGGAAUCUUUGGGAUCGCCGGGAGCCGAUCCCGGGAUGUGGCGGAGCUGAGGCCGCGGCCGUGCCCCCCCAGGAUGAAGCCCCCCCCCGGCUGUCGCCGCCUGUCCCCCCUCGGGGCCGCCCUGGGCGUCUUCGUCACCCUGGGCUUCACCCUGGGGCUGCUGGGGGGGCCCUUCCGCCGCAGGGCCCCGGUGGCCCCGCCGUGCCGGCCCCGCUCGCACGUGGUGUUCCUGAAGACGCACAAGACGGGCGGCAGCAGCCUGGUGAACCUUCUGUCGCGAUACGGCGAGUCGCGACAGCUGCGCUUCGCCCUCCCCCACCGCUACCAGUUCGGCUACCCCUCCCCCUUCCGCGCCGAGCGCGUGCGCGGCUUCAGCCCCGGGGGGCGCAAGUUCGACAUCCUGUGCCACCACAUGCGGUUCAACCUGCCCGAGGUGCAGCGGGUGAUGCCCAACGACUCCUUCUACUUCUCCAUCGUGCGCGACCCGGGCGCGGCGGCCGCCUCGGCCUUCUGGUACUUCCGCGCGGCCGCGCCCGCCUUCCGGAACUCUCCGUCGCUCUCGGCCUUCGCGGCCGCCCCCGAGCGCUUCUUCCGCGCGGGCCAGCACGGCAACCACUACGCCCGCAACCUGCAGUGGUUCGACUUCGGCCUGCCCGAGCCGGCGCACGCCGGGCAGAUCCCGGCCCUGCUGGGCCGCCUGGAGCGCGUCUUCCCGCUGGUGCUGCUGGCCGAGCGCUUCGAUGAGUCGCUGGUGCUGCUGCGGCACCGCCUGUGCUGGCCGCGCCACGCCGUGGACUUGUUCCCGCACAACGCGCGCGGCUCCAGCCCCGAGGUGUCCGAGGAGCAGCUGCGGCGCCUGCGGGGCUGGAACGCGCUCGACUGGGCGCUCUACUCCCAUUUUAAUCGGAGUUUCUGGAGGGAGGCCGAGCGCUUCGGGCUGGAGCGGCUGCGGCGCGAGGCGGCCGAGCUGCGGCGGCGCCGGCGGGCGCUGGCGGGGCGCUGCCUGCAGGGCGGGGGGCCCGUGCCCGCCCGGGACAUCCCCGAGCGCAGCCUGCGGCCGUUCCAGCCGCCCGGCGCCGCCGGCGCCAUCCUGGGCUUCGCCCUGCGCCCGGGGCUGCCGCCGGCCCAGCGCCAGCUCUGCCGCCGCCUGGCCCUGCCCGAGCUGCCCUACAAGGACCUGCUCGAGAGCCUCCAGUUCGGCCACAAGAACACCACUGCUGGCUGAGAUUCUGGAAUUUUCCAUGGAAAAAUGCAAAAAUCCCGGUGAAAUUCCCCUCAAAACCGGCGAUUUUGGGGCUGGAAUCGCUCCCAGUUCCUCAGUUUGUCAUUGGCCAAAAUGCCCCAAAUUUGGGGAGUUUUCCUAUGGGUUCAACCCUUUUUACCCCCAAAAGUUGGGAUAAGAGUCUCAGAAUUUGGGAUAGCAGCCCCAGGAUUUUGGGCUGUUCCUGUGGAAUAGGUUCCCCAAAAAUUCAGGGUAGGACCCUCAAAAAUCCCAGGAAUUUUGGGGAUUUCCCCCCAGAAAUUUCCCCCAAAAAUCCCAGGAAUUGUAGGGAUUUUUCUCCAAAAAUCCCAGGAAUUUCCCCCCAAAAUCCCAGGAUUCUUCCCCAAAACCCCAGGAAUUCCCCCCAAACCAGCCCAGUCCCCAGGAAUUCGUGGGAUUGCCCCAACCCCGGGGAUCUGGGGCUGCCCUGCCCGAGCUGCCCUACAAGGACCUGCUCGAGAGCCUCCAGUUCGGCCACAAGAACACCACUGCUGGGUGAAAAUCCCCGCUUUUUGGUGGUUUUCCAUGGAAAAAUGCAAAAAUCCCGGAGAAAUUCCCCUCAAAACCGGCGAUUUUGGGGCUGGAAUCGCUCGCGGUUCCUCUGCUUCCCGUUGGCCAAAAUGCCCCAAAAUUCUGGGAAUUUGGGGAUUUCCCCCGUAUUCAUUCUGUUUUUCCCUAAAAAAGUUGGGAUAAGAGUCUCAGAAUUUGGGAUAGCAGCCCCAAAAGUUCCAGGAAUUCGGGGACUUCACUGUGGAGUAGUUUCACCAAAAAUUUUGGGAAAGGACCCUCGAAAAUGCCGAGGAUUUCCCCCAAAAUCCCAGAAAUUUCUCCCAAAAUCCGGGGAAUUUCCACCAAAUUUCACACUUCUGGGUGAAACUCCCACUUUUUCCAUGGAAUUUUCCCUGAAAAUGCAAAAAUCCCGGAGAAAUUCCCUUCAAAAUCAGCGAUUUUGGGGCUGGAAUCGCUCCCGGUGCCUCCGUCUCCCAUUGGCCAAAAUGCCCCAAAUUUGGGGAGUUUUCCUAUGGGUUCAACCCUUCUUACCCCCAAAAGUUGGGAUAAGAGUCUCAGAAUUUGGGAUAGCAGCCCCAGGAUUUUGGGGAUUUUCCUGUGGAAUAGGUUCCCCAAAAUUUCAGGGUAGGACCCUCAAAAAUUCCAGGAUUUGUAGGGAUUUUCCCCCCAAAAAUCCCAAAAAUUUCCCCCAAAAAUCCCAGGAAUUUUGGGGAUUUUUUUCCCCCAAAAAUCCCAGGAAUUUCCCCCAAAAAUCCCAGGAAUUUUGGGGAUUUUUCCCCCAGAAAUCCCAGGAAUUUCCCCCAAAAAUCCCAGGAUUCUUCCCCAAAAUCCCAGGAAUUCCCCCCAAACCAGCCCGGUCCCCAGGAAUUCGUGGCAUUGCCCCAACCCCGGGGAUCUGGGGCUGCCCUGCCCGAGCUGCCCUACAAGGACCUGCUCGAGAGCCUCCAGUUCGGCCACAAGAACACCACUGCUGGCUGAGAUUCUGGAAUUUUCCAUGGAAAAAUGCAAAAAUCCCGGUGAAAUUCCCCUCAAAACCGGCGAUUUUGGGGCUGGAAUCGCUCCCUGUGCCUUCGUUUCCCGUUGGCUAAAACCCCAAAAAUUUGGGGAAUUUUUCCUAUGGGUUCAACCCUAUUUACCCCCAAAAGUUGGGAUAAGAGUCUCAGAAUUUGGGAUAGCAGCCCCAAAAGUUCCAGGAUUUUGGGCUGUUCCUGUGGAAUAGGUUCACCAAAAAUUCAGGGUAGGACCCUCAAAAAUCCCAGGAAUUGUAGGGUUUUUUCUCCAAAAAAUCCCAGAAAUUCCCCCCAAAAUCCCAGAAAUUUCUCCCAAAAUCUCGGGAAUUUCCCCCAAAACCACCCCAAAUUUCACACUUCUGGGUGACAUUCCCACUUUUUCCGUGGAAUUUUCCCUGAAAAUGCAAAAAUCCCGGUGAAAUUCCCCUCAAAACCGGCGAUUUUAGGGCUGGAAUCGCUCCCGGUGCCUCUGCUUCCCGUUGGCCAAAAUGCCCCAAAUUUGGGGAAAUUUCCCAAGGAUUUGUUCCUUUUUUCCCCAAAAAUUUGAGAUAGGAGCCUCAAAAUUUGGGAUGGGAGCCCCAAAAUUCCAGGAAUUUGGGGAUUUUUCCUGUGGAAUAAUUUCCCCCCAAAAAUUCGGGGAAGAACCCUCAAAAAUCCCAAGAAUUCCGGGAAAGUUCCCCCAAAAAAUCUCAGGAAUUUUCCCCAAAAUUCUGAGAAUUUCCCCCAAAAAAACCAGCCCAGAACCCCAAAAAAUCCCAGGAAUUUGGGGCGUUUUCCCAUGGAAUAACUUCAUGCCUCGACUGACCUCCCAAAAAUUGGGAUGGAGCCCCAAAAUUCCAAGAAUUUGGGGAAUUUUCCUGUGGAACCGCUCCGUGCCUCAGUUUACCUCUGAAAGGUACAAACCCCCCCCAAAUUCCAGGAAUUUGGGAAUUUUUCUCAUCGGGAAUCCUCCCGUGCCUCAGUUUCCCCCCUCCAAAGUCCCGGUAUCACCCCCAAAAUUCCGGGCAUUUGGGGAAUUUUGGGAAUUUUUUAUUUCCGUGCCUCAGUUUCCCCGCAGAAGGUACAAAAAUCCAAUCCCGGCGGGAAUUUUGGGGAAUUUGAGGAAUUUUCUCUGUCUGGAACCACUCCGUGCCUCAGUUUCCCCUCCCCCGGGACAGGUACGACCCCUCCCCCCUUUUUUAUUCCUUAAUCCCGGCGGGAAUUUCCCAAUUCUGGAGGAAUUUUGGGAAUUCUCGCUGCGGAAUCGCUGCAAGCUUCACUUUACCUUGUGUAUAUAUAAUAAACGCGCUCUGAUUGGCCGUGCAGGGCGUCAAUCAUUUAAUUAAAGCAUACAACUGGC
Messenger RNA from Haemorhous mexicanus (house finch), 4425 nucleotides. RefSeq names its product galactose-3-O-sulfotransferase 4 (gene GAL3ST4). The transcript has 4 exons. Bases 379 to 1530 code for a protein of 383 amino acids. Gene Ontology annotation, molecular function: galactosylceramide sulfotransferase activity. Gene Ontology annotation, cellular component: membrane. NCBI's taxonomy places the organism in Eukaryota, Metazoa, Chordata, Aves, Passeriformes, Fringillidae. The record is from RefSeq and is a predicted model, not a curated record. Gene Ontology annotation, biological process: glycolipid biosynthetic process.